UUAGAUCCUUGUAAGUUUUUGGGCAAACAUAGCUGAGAAUGGCUGCGAGUUAAUCGGUUGUCGCAUUAACUUAGAAUAUGGAACGAAAGGCAAAGGAAAUGCAAGUUUCAUAUCGAAAACAUGUUGUACCGUCGAGACGGACGAGAAUUCGAUUAAACUGACACCUUUACCAAACGAAAAAUGGCGGCAUCUCGCGAACGUAGCGAGUCAAAAGACCUCUCAGAUACUCUUUUCAACAUUAAACAUCGCGACAUCUUUGGUCACCUUCCUCCUUUGAGUGCACCUCAGCCUGCUUUUAGUGAAAGACCAAAGAUUGUGGAGUAUGGUGCGUACACCAAAGCGUCACCUACCAAAGAAAAAGGUCAUUAUAGACAUACGAGUGAUGCAGUGGCUAAUAACUACACACCAUCUGCCCAGGCUUUGACAACAAAGCUGAUCUAUAAAAGACAAGGCAAGUCAUCUGGCUCAGUUUCGAAGAGGACUAAUCUGAGGAAACAGCAUAAUUCCCUUAGGAAUGUGAUUGAAGGAAAACUGCAACCCCUUCAUGGAGGAAAAUCACCAUCAUCUGCUUCUGGAUACUAUGUUAGAAAAGGGGCAUUGGGGGCAGAGCUGAACAAGGGGCACUCAAGUCCACCUCACAUGGGAUCACCCACUAAAUUAUCACCCCAGAAUGAACAGGAAACCCCUGAAGGAGGGAGACAAAUUGAUGUUGAUACAAGUCCUCUCUCAAGCUCGAAGCCUCCAAGGGUUAAAAGACCUCAGUCUGUAGAAGAGUUUGUCAAAUCAAACAGCCGUUCCCCUAGUCCUCAGAGUAGUGGUAUGCAUUAUAACAACAAAUCCCUGUCUGAGUCUCCAGACUUCAGAACAGCAAAACUUGCAUGGGAAGGGCAAAGCAGGAUGACUGAACCAAGCAGAAAUGAAACAGAAAUCUCAAAUGGUCAUACAGACUCAGUACUCCAGGAUUUUGUAGAAAGCUGCACCCUAACAGCUUCACAAAAUGUCUCUUCUAUGUAUUCAUUUAGAGAGCACGAUGACGAGACACUGUCUGUUUUAAAUAUUUGUUUCCCUCCAUCAACCACACCUACUUUUGGUUUAUCAUGUUCUGUCUCACCACUUGAAUCAGAGCGUGAGAGAUACAACAGUCUUGUGGAGAAGGCAAUUCAUACCAGCAUGGUAGCACCAUUAUCUAGGGAAUGGAAGAAGAAGACACAUGAUUUUCUUCCAAAAUCCUUGAAACAGGAUUUUAAAGAAACACUUGAUGAGCUUGACAAGGAAAUGGAGACAGAAUAUACAAGAAGUGUCAAGCAAAGUAUUCUGGACUAUGUGCUUUUGGAUUUAAAAGAACAAAGAAGACUAGGACUUCAUAUGCCACAACCAGUCAUAUAUCCAGCUGGAAGAGAGACUUUUCCUUGGCAUGUUUCAGUUAUCACCUCACGGGAAUACCUUGAGAAUAAUCUAUUUGUAACCCAUGUUGUUCAGAGAGAAUUGUUGUACCUUUGGGAAUCAAAUUAUUCAGACUUAAGGCUAAUUGACAUUCAGAGUUUAAAGGAAUCUCUCCCCCUGACAAUAACUGAGCUCAGGAAAAAUACUCACAAAGCAACUCAAAAAGGAAUAAAGAGACUUUUGGAUGGAUGGAUACCAUCUUGUGUUAAGAUCAUCAGCGACAGAAGAGAUGACAUUGAAGAAUGGAUGCCAGAGGAUGAGACUUCCAGAGUGGAGAAGAUGGAUCAUUUCUUCUCAUCAGUGGCAUCCCUUAUGUCACACAAUCUUCGCAGUGCUGUGUAUUCUUCUAUUGACGACGUGGUGCAGUUCAUAGAGAUGUACAAAUUUGGAAAUGAUUUCACGGAACCAUUUGAAAGAAGUCUUCCCAUACUACCACAACCAAUCAUUCUUACAGUGGUUCCUGAUGUAGAGGAGGUGACGGUUGCUUAUGAGCCAAGUUUCUCAGAUGUGACCGAAAUCUUACACGAAGUCAUCGAGCACAUGGUGAAAAGUGUCCAAACCCUCGAGCGUGUUGAGCACCAGCUUUUCUACGAAGACGAAGGGCUAAAAAAGCGUUAUAUCAGCAGUGUAGAGCUCGAUGAAGAAAGAGUUCUGGUGGCCAAGGCAAAAGUGGCUGAUGUAGUGGAGAAAAACAGCGCUGGGCCGCUCAAAUUCCGAUCAGUUUAUGAACCUCUACAUUACUUACUAACAAGAGAGUCUGAUGUGAAAACGAUGAGAUUCAUAUCCACUGAUCGUCAUCUGCUGGAGUAUGGCAGAGAGUUACAAAAGGUUUACGACCUUACAAAUAUGGCCGCCUCUAUGGACCUUUUUAUUCCUAUGGAAUUAUUUGUGCUUGACUGUGCCAAGAUCAAAGAGUUCCUUGUGUUACGUGCCAAUGAUCUGGUGGGCUUAAUGACAUCGAAGUUGGUCAGGAAGAGUUUUGAUUUCAAUCGGUCCAUUUGUCAUCAAUAUGAUUAUAUCGUUAAUCGUAUAACGUCAUCUUCAAAGACCACUGAUGAGCUUGUGGAUUUGGAGAAGUAUAUUGACAACCUGAGGAGUGGACCUUUAGUUCAUUUGAAGGUGGAACUUGAGGAAGCAGCAGAUCUUGUUCUGUUUUUGAUGGAUCACACGUUCCUUGCUGAUGAUCAUUUGGCUCUCAAUGAAACCACAUUUACGUGGCCUGACCGGAUUUUUCCUAUUAUAAAGAUGAGUGAAAAUCGUGUUACAAAAGAACACGACACGGCCAUGAACAAACUGUUUGAUUGGCUGGCGAGAUUUGAGCUGCAGUUGAACGAGACUCUUCAAAGUGUCAAAGAAUUCCACUCUAAAGACAGGAUAUCUGAGGCAAAGACAUACGUGGUUCAGUUGGACGAACUUAAAGAUAAAGUACAAGAGUUUCUUGACGAGAGAAAGAAAAUCAACAAGGAGGAGGAUUUACUCGGUUGUGAGGUGUACAGUGGAUUUCCUCAGAUCCAAGAGAUAAUUGACGCUAAGGAGCCAUUUGACAAGUUAUGGCGCGCACUGGUGACAUUCCAGGACAAGCAAGAAAUGUGGCUGGCUGGGCCUAUUUUGACACUGAAUGCAGAGGAAAUUGAAGAACAGGUCUCUGAGCUUUGGAGAACAAGUUACAAGCUGACGAAAGAGUUCGCGCACCCAGAGUUUCGUGGUCCACUCAGAGUGGCUUCUACAGUAAAAGCGCGACUAGAGAACUUUAAAGUUAACAUGCCUUUGAUCAACGCUUUGUGUACUCCUGGCAUUAAGGAUAGACACUGGGAAGCCAUGAGUGUUAAGAUUGGCUUUAAUAUUUCUCCGAAAGAAGACACUACUCUGAACGAGAUGUUAGUGCUCGGUCUGGAUAAGUUUGUUGAAGAACUUACUGAGAUCAGUGGAAAAGCAGCCAAAGAAUUCUCUUUGGAGAAGGCACUGAGCAGAAUGAAAGAAGAUUGGAAGGACAUCGAGUUUGUGUUUGUUCAAUACAAAGACACAGGAAUUAGUAUUUUGUCAGCUGUGGAUGAUCUGCAGGUUUUACUUGAUGAUCACAUUGUGAAAACAUUGACAAUGAAGGGAUCUCCUUUCGUUGUUCCUUUUGAAGCAGAAUUAAGAGAAUGGGAAACCAAACUGAAUCUAAUGCAAGAUAUUGUGGAGUCAUGGCUGAAGGUGCAAGCUUCAUGGCUGUAUUUAGAGCCCAUAUUUUGUUCUGAGGACAUUCAAGCUCAGAUGCCAGAGGAAGGAGAAAAAUUCCGCACUGUUGACAAGUACUGGAGGAAGAUAAUGACUGAAUCAGUCAAAGAUCCUCGUGCCUUAGUAGUAACGCGACAGCCCCAAAUGUUGGACAAACUUCAGCUCUCGGAGAGCCUUCUUGAAGACAUACAAAAAGGACUGAACGAGUAUUUGGAAAAGAAACGCUUGUUUUUUCCAAGAUUUUUCUUCCUUUCAAAUGACGAGCUUCUAGAAAUUUUAUCCGAAACGAAAGAUCCUCUGCGUGUUCAGCCACAUUUAAAGAAGUGUUUUGAAGGUAUUGCAAAGUUGGAAUUUAACGAGAGGAAAGAGAUUAAUGCUAUGAUAUCAGCCGAAGGAGAGACUGUAAGGUUCUCUAAGAAGGUGGUGCCUGCGCAUGCCCGUGGUCUGGUCGAAAAAUGGUUGUUACAGAUCGAACAAACGAUGAAACUGAGCCUGCAAGAGGUGAUGUCCGAAGCGGUUACCGCCUAUCCACAAAACCCUAGGACAGAGUGGGUUUUGUCUUGGCCAGGGCAAGUGGUGCUGGCCUCCAGCAUCAUAUACUGGACCAAGGAAGUCACUCAGGCGAUGAUACAGAAAGAUGGCCUAGAAGAUUAUUAUAAACAAAGCACUCAACAGAUUGAAGACAUCGUCGGACUUGUUCGAGGAAAGUUGUCCACCAUGUCCCGGAUCACUUUAGGGGCUCUCAUUGUGAUUGACGUGCAUGCACGUGACGUGGUAGCUAAGCUAAAGAAGGAAGGCGUGACAAACCCUAACGACUUUCAGUGGAUCAGUCAGUUACGUUACUACUGGGAAACAAAGGCUGUCAUUGUAAGGAUGAUUACCACAGCGGUCAAAUAUGGUUAUGAGUACCUUGGCAACAGCGGAAGACUAGUCAUCACUCCUUUAACAGACAGAUGUUAUAGGACUUUGAUGGGUGCUCUCUUGUUGAACCUAGGAGGAGCCCCUGAGGGACCUGCUGGUACAGGGAAGACGGAGACUUGUAAAGAUUUGGCGAAAGCUGUUGCAAAGCAGUGUGUUGUUUUCAACUGCUCAGAUGGACUGGACUACAAAGCCAUGGGAAAGUUCUUCAAAGGUCUCGCCCAGGCAGGGGCCUGGGCCUGUUUCGACGAAUUUAAUAGGAUUGAACUGGAAGUAUUGUCUGUUGUAGCGCAACAGAUUUUGACAAUACAAAGGGCCGUUAUGGAGCAAGUCGACAAGUUUGUGUUUGAGGGAACAGAAAUUUCUCUGGAUCCGUCAUGUACCAUAUUCAUAACCAUGAAUCCUGGUUACGCUGGCCGUGCAGAGCUCCCUGAUAAUCUGAAGGUUCUUUUCCGUACAGUCGCCAUGAUGGUUCCUGAUUAUGCCCUAAUCAGUGAGAUCAGUUUAUAUUCUAUGGGUUUUGUUAAUGCGCGGAGUCUGUCGGCAAAGAUUGUGGCUGUGUACAGGCUCUGUUCUGAGCAGCUUUCGUCCCAGCAUCAUUAUGAUUAUGGUAUGCGGGCGGUCAAGUCAGUUCUCACUGCGGCAGGAAAUUUAAAACUGAAGUAUUCUGAACAAGACGAGGAUAUUUUGUUGUUGAGGUCCAUUAUGGACGUCAACUUGCCAAAGUUUUUAUCGCAAGACUUGCCUUUGUUUGAAGGCAUUGUGUCAGACUUGUUCCCAGGCAUCACUCUGCCAUCUCCUGACCACGGUGUCCUGGAAGAGGCACUCAGACGGAACAGCGUGAAGAUGGGACUGCAGGCGGUACCAUGGUUUGUUGAAAAAGUUGUGCAGGUGUACGAGAUGAUGUUGGUACGCCACGGCUUUAUGAUCGUGGGCGAUCCCAUUGGUGGAAAGACAUCAGCGUGGAAGGUUCUAUCUGCAGCGCUGACUGAGCUUGGUAAAGAUGAAGACUCGGAUGAAGUUGGGGUUCAGUACACGAUCAUUAACCCCAAGGCUGUCACCAUGGGCCAGUUGUAUGGAAGAUUUGAUCCUGUGUCACACGAGUGGUCAGACGGAGUACUUGCCAAUACGUUCCGUGAGCACGCAAGCUCAGUCAGCGAGGAGCGUAAAUGGAUCAUAUUUGAUGGGCCAGUUGAUGCAGUAUGGAUUGAAAACAUGAAUACGGUGCUUGACGAUAACAAAAAGUUGUGCUUAAUGAGUGGAGAGAUAAUUCAAAUGAGCUCUCUACAGAACAUGAUAUUUGAACCUCAAGACCUGGAGCAGGCUUCACCAGCGACAGUAAGCAGAUGUGGUAUGAUUUACAUGGAGCCAGGUCAGUUGGGCUGGGAGCCACUUGUCGCUUCGUGGAUGGAGAAAGAUUAUCCUGCAAACCUUAGCUCUGCUAGCAAAAAUUCUGUACAGAUGAUGUUUGACUGGUUGAUUGCCCCGUGCGUGGAUUUCGUCAUUAGACAGUGCCGUGAACUGGUGCGCACGUCACCAAUGCGCAUGGUCAAGUCCAUGUUAACCAUGUACUCCAUUCUGUUGGAUGAGCUGAGAGAGCCACCCCAAGAGGAAAAGAAAAAGACCGUUAUGGAUGAAGAGGAGUUUGAGGGAUUCAUGGACGAGAAACCAGCCAAGACCGAGGCGGAAAUUUUGCAAUGGCUCCAGUCUCUCUUUCUGUUCGCUUUAUGUUGGUCAAUUGGCGGAAAUUUAGACACUGACUCCAGGCUGAAGUUCAGUGAUUUCCUGAAAGUCUUGGCAGCUGGAACCAACAAACAACACCAAAGACCCAAAGAUUUAAAGCUUCCCAAGAAUUACCAGUUUCCUGGAAAGGGAGUUAUUUACGACUUCUUUUUCGAUAAGUCGACCUUUGGUACGUGGCAUCCGUGGGAGAAGAAUGUGUUCAUCGAGGAAAUUCCUCCGAACGCUAAGCCGAAUGAGCUGAUCAUACCUACUACAGAGACAGUUCGUCAGCGGUAUUUCCUGGAGUUAUUCCUCGAUCACGAGAAACCUCUGCUAUUGGUUGGCCCGACAGGAACAGGAAAAUCAGCUAUAACAAACAACUACAUUCUGCGCAUGCCCCCUGAAAAGUACAUCGCUAACUUCAUGAACUUUUCCGCCCAAACAACUUCCAACCAAACCCAAGACAUGAUUCUCUCAAAAUUAGAUAGACGAAAGCGAGGUGUAUAUGGCCCGGCUAUUGGUAAGAAGGUUGUGGUCUUUGUAGAUGAUUUAAAUAUGCCUGCUAAGGAGAAGUAUGGUGCCCAGCCUCCCAUCGAAGUUCUGCGACAGUGGAUUGAUCAUGGAUACUGGUUCGACAGGAAGGACACAUCAGUACUAAAGCUUGUUGAUCAGUUGCUAGUGUCUGCUAUGGGUCCCCCGGGUGGGGGAAGGAAUGAAAUUACUCCGCGUUUCCUGAGGCAUUUCAAUAUCAUCUCCAUUGACUCGUUCAGCACAGAAACCAUGAGAAAUAUCUUUUCUGUCAUCAUGGAUUGGCAUUUUAACAACAAUGGCUUUGAAAUGCAGAUACGAAGGUUCUCCAAGAUUAUAAUCAGCGCCAUUACCGAGGUGUACACCCAGGCCAUUACCAGCUUCCUUCCUACACCAUCUAAGUCACACUAUGUGUUCAAUCUUAGAGAUUUUGCUAGGGUCGUACAGGGGAUUCUUCUAUUUCCCGGAGUUUGUGCCACGCACCCUAGCAAGCUGAUCAGAUUGUGGGUUCAUGAGGUCUACCGGGUGUUCUACGAUAGAUUGGUUGACUCUGAGGACCGGCAAUGCUUCUUUGAGAUAGUUAAGAAUGUAAUGGCUUCAGAGUUUAAGGAGAAGAUGAAUAACGUCUUUGAACAUUUGUCUGGCAGAGGAGGUGUGGUUACUGAUGACAGUCUGAGGAGUUUGUUCUUCGGUGAUUAUAUGGACCGCAAAGCGAAUCCCCGUCUAUAUGAUGAAAUACAAGAUACAGAAGGACUUAGUUCGAUAAUGGAAGGGUUUCUAGAAGAUUACAACAUGUCAAGCAAAGCCCCCAUGGACCUGGUCAUGUUCAGAUUUGCCAUUGAACACGUGUCUAGGAUCUGUCGAGUCCUCCGCCAGCCCAAUGGGCAUGCGCUGUUAGUAGGUAUCGGCGGUUCUGGUCGUGCUAGUGCAACCAAGCUGGCAGCCUUCAUGUCAGAUUAUGAACUCUUCCAAAUCGAAAUCACCAAGACAUACACAUUCACGGAAUGGAGAGAAGAUUUAAAAAAGAUGCUGAGAAAGGCAGGCUUCGAUGGAGCUUCUACAGUGUUCCUGUUUGGUGACCACCAACUCAAGGAUGAAGCAUUCCUGGAGGAUAUCAACAUGAUCCUAAACACUGGUGAUGUACCUAACAUCUAUGAGUCUGACGAAAAAGCUGAAAUCACAGAACAGAUGCAGAACAUUGUUCAAGAAAGAAACCUAAAGGUGGAUUCCAGUCCUCUGGCCAUGUAUAACUUCUUUAUUGAGCGGGUUCGCCGUAACUUGCACGUGGUUCUGUGUAUGAGUCCCAUCGGAGACGCGUUUAGAAACAGACUCAGAAUGUUUCCUUCGCUGAUCAACUGCUGCACUAUCGACUGGUUUCAGGCCUGGCCCGAAGACGCUCUAGAAAUGGUAGCAAACAAGUUCUUGGACGAAGUUGAAAUGUCUCGUGAGAUUAGAGGGGAAUGUGUUUCCAUGUGCAAACACUUUCAUCAGAGUGUGCGAGGAAUAUCAGACAGGUUUUAUGCUGUUCUUCUUCGGCGAAAUUACGUCACUCCCACGUCAUACCUGGAGCUGAUCAAGACUUUCAAGUCACUUCUCGGGAAAAAGCGAUUCCAGAUACUAACUCUGAAGACAAGAUAUCUCAAAGGUCUGGAGAAAUUAGACUUCGCUUCAUCGCAGGUGUCGAUUAUGCAGCAAGAGUUAAAGGAACUGCAACCAGAGUUGAUUGAAACCAGUAAAGAGACAGAGCAGUUGAUCAAAAUCAUUGCUGACGAGACUUUAGAAGUGGAGGAUAAGAAACAGGUGGUGCAAGCUGACGAGGCUACGGCUGAUGCAGCAGCACAGGAAGCCCAAGCUAUCAAGGAUGAGUGCGAGGAUCAGUUGGCGGUUGCCAUGCCAGCAUUAAAUGCAGCUGUAUCUGCACUGGACACCCUUAAACAACAGGAUAUUUCUUUGGUCAAAGCCAUGACAAACCCACCCGCUGGUGUGCGAAUGGUGAUGGAAGCUGUGUGUAUAUUGAAAGGAGUGAAGGCUGAGAAGAAGAUGGUAGACGGCAAACAAGUAGAUGACUAUUGGGCGGCUUCCAAGAAGGUUCUUGGUGAUUUAAAAUUCCUGGAGAGUCUCAAGCUAUUUGAUAAAGAGAACAUUCCCGCUGCUACAAUCCGUAAAAUCCGAGAUAAAUACGUAACCAAUCCUGACUUUCACCCGUCACUUAUCAAAAACGUGUCGUCCGCCUGUGAAGGACUGUGUUCGUGGGUGCGGGCCAUUGAGGUGUACGACAGAGUUGCCAAGCUCGUCGCACCCAAGCGCAAACGUCUGAAGGAAGCGGAAUCCCUCCUGGCUCAGCAGAUGUCUCACUUAAAUGAGAAACGAAGCGAGUUAAAAGAAGUCAUGGACAAGUUACAAAACUUGAACGAUGACUACCGAUCAAAAGUGAACAAGAAACAGGAGCUGGAACGAAACAUUGCAUUGUGUUCCAAGAAGCUUCUGCGAGCUGAAAAACUCAUCAGUGGACUGGGCGGAGAAAGGACGCGAUGGACUCAGGUUGCCCAAGAGCUGGGUGAGACGUUUAAUAACAUCGUUGGUGACGUCCUGUUGUCGGCGGGCAUUGUGGCUUAUCUCGGCCCAUUCACUGUGGAGUUUCGACAGGAAUGUAUCAAGGAAUGGUGGGGUUUGUGCCGACAGAAGAACGUUCCGGUGUCAGACAGCUUUUCGUUGUCGGCGACUCUGGGAGAUCCUUUAUCAACACGUGCUUGGCAUAUCGCUGGACUGCCGGUUGACAAUUUUUCACUCGAUAACGCAAUUAUUGUGACGAACUCUCACCGCUGGCCAUUGAUGAUAGACCCUCAGGGUCAGGCAAACAAGUGGAUUAAGAAUAUGGAGAAACCAAACAGCUUACAGGUGAUAAAAUUGUCAGACCAGAACUACGUGAGGACUUUAGAAAACUCCAUUCAGUUCGGGACGCCAGUUCUCUUAGAGAACGUCGGAGAGGAGCUGGAUCCCUUACUGGAACCCAUUCUGCUGAAACAGACGUUCAAACAGGGUGGAGUCGAGUACUUGCGGAUGGGUGAUCAUGUAGUUGAAUUUAGUAGGGAUUUCAAGUUCUACAUCACCACAAAGUUAAGAAACCCACACUAUCUUCCUGAGGUCUCCGUUAAGGUGACCCUUUUGAACUUCAUGAUCACACCUCUUGGCUUGGAGGAUCAGUUACUGGGGAUAGUGGCAGCGAAGGAAAAACCUGAGUUGGAGGAGAAAAAGAAUGAGUUGAUCAUAGAGAGCGCUAAGAACAAGAAGCAGUUGAAGGAGAUUGAGGAUAAGAUUCUGGAAGUGCUGUCUACUAGUGAAGGCAAUAUUUUGGAAGACGAGACUGCGAUCGAGGUAUUAUCAUCCAGCAAAAAGCUGUCAGAGGAAAUCUCAGUCAAACAAGAAAUCGCCACUAAAACUGAAAAGGAAAUUGAUAAAACUCGAGGAGGUUACAAACCAGUGGCUAAACACUCCAGUAUCUUGUUCUUCACUAUAUCCGACCUGGCCAACAUUGAGCCGAUGUACCAAUACUCGCUGACAUGGUUUAUCAAUCUUUACCUGCAGUCAAUCUUGAAUAGUGAGCCGUCCUCAGACCUUGGCAGAAGGAUAUUGAACCUCAAUGAUCAUUUUACUUACAGUAUCUACAGAAACGUGUGCCGAUCAUUGUUUGAGAAGGACAAACUGUUGUUCUCGUUUUUGUUGUGCAUUGGUAUUCUGAAAGGAAGCGGUAAAAUUGAUGAGCAGGAAUGGCGUUUUUUAUUGACGGGCGGAGUGGCCUUGGAAAACAAAUUUCCAAACCCUGCAUCGGAUUGGUUGACCGACAAGUCUUGGGCUGAGAUGGUUCGAUGUUCAGCGCUACCAUCAUUUCAAGGAAUCCUCAAACACUUCACAGCGAGAAUUUCGGAAUGGAAGGCGUUCUAUGACUCUGCCACUCCCCAAACGGAACCACUUCCCGAGCCUUGGGAAGAUGAUCUUAAUAAGCUGCAACAUUUGAUUGUCUUGAGAUGUUUGAGGCCGGAUAAGGUCACCUUAGGCGUACGUGACUUCAUAACAUUCUACAUGAGUCCGGCGUACAUAGAGCCGCCCACAUUUGACCUGUCCAAGUGUUAUGAAGACUCAGAUUGCUGUGUGCCGUUGAUUUUUGUGUUGUCACCCGGUGCAGAUCCCAUGGCCAGCUUAGUAAAGUUUGCCGAGGACAUAGGUGUGACCAGGUCUCAUUUUCAGACCAUUUCACUUGGUCAGGGACAAGGACCCAUUGCUUCAAAGAUGAUCAAUGAAGCCAUCGCUGUCGGGGACUGGGUUGUACUACAGAAUUGCCAUCUUGCAACAUCGUGGAUGCCUAUUCUUGAGAAAAUAUGCGAGGAGGUUAUCGUCCCGGAAAAGACGCACAAGAAUUUUAGACUUUGGCUUACAAGUUACCCCACCGAAAGAUUCCCUGUGUCCAUCUUACAAAACGGAGUGAAAAUGACCAAUGAGCCACCAAUGGGACUCAGGGCCAAUUUAUUACGGUCGUACCACAGCGAUCCCAUAUCAGACCCUGCCUUUUUCAGUGGCUGCAACAAACCCAAGGUCUGGAAGAAACUACUUUUCAGCUUAUGUUUUUUUCACGCGCUGGUUCAAGAAAGACGCAAGUUCGGUCCUCUGGGUUGGAACAUUCCGUACGAGUUUAACGAGUCUGACCUUAGAAUUAGCGUUCGUCAACAACAGAUGUUUUUGAAUGACUAUGAAGAAGUUCCCCUGGACGCUCUGACCUAUCUCACUGGACAGUGUAACUAUGGAGGACGGGUGACCGAUGAAAGAGACAGGCGUCUUAUUUUGAGUCUCUUGUCCAUUUUUUACUGCCGGGAGGUCACAGAAGAUGAGAACUACAAGUAUUCCAGUAGCGGUUCAUAUUUCGCGCCUCCAGAGGGUCCUUAUGAUAGCUAUCUGGAGUACAUCCGUAGUCUGCCUCUCACUCCAGAUCCUGAGGUAUUUGGUCUGCACGAGAAUGCUGAUAUAACAAAGAACCAACGUGAAACUCAACAGCUAUUUGACGGAAUUCUACUCACGCUACCCCGGCAGACCUCUAGUGGAGGGAAAUCUUCUCAGGAAGUGAUUGAGGAUUUGGCUUGUGACAUCCUGUCGAAAAUUCCUCUGCCUUUUGACACAGAAAUGGUUCAGAAAAAGUAUCCUGUACUUUAUGAAGAAUCCAUGAACACCGUAUUGCUUCAAGAACUGAUAAGGUUUAACCGUCUUACAAAUGUUGUUCGAUCAAGUCUCGGGAAUAUUCAGAAAGCAAUCAAGGGUCUUGUGGUGUUGUCGUCGGAGCUAGAGGAUGUCUUUGGGAGUAUGAUGGUGGGAAGGGUUCCUAGUAUGUGGGCGGCCAAGUCUUACCCGUCUCUGAAGCCGUUAGGUAGUUACGUGGCAGAUCUCGUUGCGCGCCUCAGAUUUUUCAAGGACUGGAUUGACGAAGGUUCUCCAAAUGUGUUUUGGAUCUCUGGAUUCUACUUUACCCAGUCCUUCCUCACAGGCGCAAUGCAGAAUUUUGCCCGACGUUAUAAAAUUCCGAUCGAUCACCUGGGUUUUGAAUUUGAAGUGAUGGAUGAAGAACAGGAUAUGAAGAAGAAGCCCGAAGAUGGUGUAUAUGUUAAAGGUCUUUUUAUGGAGGGCGCUAGAUGGGACAGAGUAAACAAGGUUGUUGGAGAAUCUCUUCCAAAGAUAUUGUAUGAUACUGUUCCAAUUAUAUGGCUCAAGCCAGGGGAAACAGCGGAUUUUCGAGAUGAGGGGACGUAUUCAUGCCCAGUUUACAAAACAAGUGCUCGCCGAGGUGUACUUUCCACAACUGGUCAUUCGACAAAUUAUGUCCUGUCAAUCAACCUACCGUCCAAGAGAGCAGAGAAUCACUGGGUUGUACGAGGAGUCGCCAUGCUUUGUCAGCUGGACGAUUAAAAUGGCACGACCGAGAAAUGUCCUUAAUAAUAUAGGACUAUUUUUGGUUGAGUUUGGGUUGCUAAGUUAGUCGAAAAGAACACCUAUCGGCCAGGCAUGCGCAAGAUGUUUUUUAGCUUCCUAUGCUCAAUUUGAUUUUUUUUUAAUGCAAUCAAAGACUGAUCAAACUUCAUUUAUUGUUUUCCUUCAUAGUAGAUCACUUGAGAAAGCUCUUAUUAGUUGUGCAGACAUCAUACUCUAGCAUUCCUACUUUAAUUCCUUGCUGGCAUUUUUAAGGGACACCUGGUUGUUAAGUUCGUUGUAUUAUUAUUUUUUUCUUGAAAAAGACGGCGGGUCACACAUACUCCCCCAUCACCUCCCACCUCAAAGUUCGUUCUUGAAUACAACAAAAUACUUAUCGAACCUUACAUGCUUUUGUUACUUAUCAUGUGGUACCUACUAAUUGAAUUUGUUCGCGCGGGACGCGGGUCAAUCUGCGUCCGUUACGCUCGACCGGGCAUUUUCCCACCAAUCGAGAGAUUUUCAAAGCAUGACAUUUACGUCUGCUUUCAGUUUUUCGUACACCAAAGUGAAAACAAUUGAAUUUGAAUUUCAAAAAAUACGUUUUUACUCUAUUCAUUGUUGAUUUAAGGUUCUGAGGAAGAGGAGAAGAGAGUAUAAUUUAACUUGAUUUGCUCGUAUUGGCGUUACCAAACUAUCCAUUCAUUUCAUCACUUAUGCUACCUUAAUAACUUGCGUACUGUAGUUUUGAAAGGUAAUGGGAAUGUUUACCGUAGAUUUAAGUGUAUUAACAAGUUUGAAAUACGGAAACCUGUAGAAACUUUCUUAUCGCAUAUAGAGUCAGCAGAUAAGACAACUUAUUUAUCGCUUGAAGAGUUUUUAUCGCCUAAAGAUGAUAGUUUGCAAUAAUAAACAUAGUGAAUUAUUUUAGAAUUAUUCUUCACAAAAAAUAAUUUAUUACACAGAGGCAUGUAUUUAUCUCUAUGACUCAAAAUUAAUUUAAUAAUGAGCGCAAUAUUUGAUUAGUAAAUUAAUGUACUGUAGUCAGGUUUUCUAGAAAGCUCGUCAGUAGUAGUUCUAACUGUUUUUAUUAAAAUAUUGUUGAUCAUUUCAAAUGAAGUGUAGUGUUACUGUUCGACGUCUUGGUGCAGUUUGUCCCAACCGCAAAAUGGAGUCCUAAACACUUCCGACGGGUUUUCAUUUUAGGACGUGUUUCGAUGUUUCACACAGAACAUUACUGUCCAUUAAUGUUUCGAAAGUCGCCGUUUGACGGCUGAUGAAAGCGAUUUGCCAUUUUCCACUGAAAAGCGUGGGUGUAGGCACGCAUGAGCAUAAAAUAAUUGCAGCAAACACAAUUAGACGGUAUUACGCAUGACCAGAUUUUAACUUGUCGGCAGUGUCGUCGGCAGUUAUUAGGGAGUUUUAGAUGUCACUACGGCAACGUGUGUUGUCGGCUUGCUUCAAACUAAACUGCUGUUGAAAUUUUCUUGCUAAGAAGA
Pocillopora verrucosa is the source of this 14279-nucleotide messenger RNA. The record is from RefSeq and is a predicted model, not a curated record. NCBI's taxonomy places the organism in Eukaryota, Metazoa, Cnidaria, Anthozoa, Scleractinia, Pocilloporidae.